GCAGUUAAAAAUAAGUAGAAGAAGACGAUAGUUGCGGGAAAACUGAAGCGGAUGGCCCCUGAGUUAACUCCAAAAUCUAAGAAAACAAGCUUUUUUCCAAACAUCACCAUGAAAACCCCAAACGCCACAGAUAUCAAAAGGGGGAUUUCAGUCCUUUGGGAGACUCUGCAGUGUCCCAUAUGCUUGGAUUUAAUGACUGCACCUGUGUCUACUAAGUGUGACCAUCAGUUUUGCAAAUUUUGUAUGAUGAAGCUUUUGGAAAACACCAAACAAAACAGGGUUAACUGUCCAGUGUGUAAAGCCAAGAUAACUAAAAGGAGCUUACAGGAGAGCCCUGGGUUUCAGAGACUUGUAGUAGGAUUGCAGGACAUGAUACAGGCAUAUGAACAUGACACUGGCACAAACUACUUAACUGGUAUGCCCCAGCAAAACAGACAAGCAGGAGCCACAAAUGCUGAAGCUACUAAAAACUGUCAUGAUGUGUCAUCUGGAGAGACACCUGGCCUUUACUGGGACAAUGCGGAAAACAAUUAUGAUCUUCCAAGGUCUUGCUCCUCAACUGUAGCAGCCCAGAAUGGGUACGCAAGACUUAUGGAGCUUGAAGACACAAGUCCUUUGACAACAGAAAAUGAAGGCCUGGACAGUGGCCUUGGAGAGGCGCCGCCAACUUCUGACAAGAAAAUGCACAGCCCUUCAUCAAUCCCAGACGAGACUGAACACAGACCUUUAAGAAAGUCCUUAAGGAAGAAACCGAAAAAGGAUAAUGACAAGAUUCUUGACCACAAACAGAAGAAAAGUCUAGAGAAAGUCGCCGAGUGGCUCAUGAAAGUUCCAACUGAAGGAAGUCUCGAGUUAGAGAAACCCAACGAUGACGCCGAGGACUCUGACAGCUGUUCUUCCUCUUCAACAAUAGAUGUCAAGCAACACAAUAGUGAUGUGAAUCCUAGGAGAGCGGAUCGGGCCAAAGCCCUUGAGGAGCAGGUGUUCGGGGCCGUCUACAAACGAGAGCGAAGAGGGAACAGGAGCGUCUCUCUUCCGCUUAAUGUAUUUGUUGAACCACCAACAAUUAAAAAAACCCAGACAGCUUCCAAAAGAAAGAAGAAAAACACUCUCACUCCUGCUAAAUCCAGCUCUGGAGAUAAAGAUGAAAGUGACAUGGAAGAAGAGCAACAAGUGAUAGAUGAAGUAAAGAACACCAGCAGUGACAUUUUUAAAGAAGCAGAGGAAAAUGGCGAAGAUGAGAUUCUGUGUCCCUCGUCUGAUGUUAGACAACAGCAACCCGAAGGAAAGUCAAAGAAAAGGAUGUGUGAUACUCUGCAGCAGUUCGACAGCGAUUUGCAAGAGCAAGCUAAGGCAAAGUCAGAAAGUACUGAGGAAAAGAAAAGUGACAAGAGGAAAGGUAAAAGCAUAAGGUCACAAAAAGGCAAGCCUGCUAGAGCGCCAAAACCCCUUGUUUUGGUUGGAGUUCAAAAUGAAGAAACUAAGACUAGACCAAGGUCAGAAGAAGUCCAAGUUCAUAUUGAGAAUUACCCUAGCAGCGAGGACCAAGAAAUCCCUGUCACAAGGAGCAACAGGAGAAGUAGAAGACUUCAACUCUUCGCAGAGGAAGUCCAGGAAGGACACAAGAAAGCAAAUUUGAGAGGCGAUAUACCUGAAAAAGACAGAAAUGCUGCAAAGCAAUCUGAGGAUGCCAAAGGUGGAACAUUGGAUAAGACGGCAUCACCUAAGCAUGGAAACAUGACAAAGGGAGCUGAAAGAAAUGGAUGUAUUUGUGAUCAAGACUUAGGAGGAAUAGAAAACAUGGACUCUGGUGUGAGGACGUCUUAUUUGAAAUCAACAGAAAAUGCUGAAGUGCCAAAUGCUGAAACUGUGUCUGAAGCUAGCGCUGCUUGUUAUGCCUCCGUGGUCCCAAAUUCUACAAGUCCAACUGAAGCAGGUGUGCUAGAUGCUACGCUUGAAAGUGACAGUCCAAAGAGUAAUUUCCCAAACAAUAUUCAGCUGGAGACCUCCGCUUGUGAGACUAAAUGCGCUGGAACAGAAAACGAGGAGGAAAAGAAUGACAGCGAGGUGGACACAGAGCAACUGCUGUGGAGCUUCAAAGCCACUAAACGGAAAUCCUUCCACCUGGGAGGUCCAAAUGUGAAAAGGAGCCGUAGCGUAGAUGAAGAAAACAUGCAGGGUGCCAAAACAGAGGAGAACCAGCGCGUUUGUUCUGGUGUUGGAUCUGCAAAAAAUCAGAUCCAUAAAAAGACAUCUAGAAUCACAAACCAAGAGGCAUUGAGAGACAAUGAAAACUCAUCUUGUAGUGAUUUGAUCUCCCCUUCCAUCUCACCCGGCCUGACAAGAAAAAGAUUUGUUGAGAAACCAGAUCAAGUUGUGGUAGAAGCCUCGAUCCCUGAGAGCAGUUGUUCAAGUCAGGACAUUGCUGGUGGUCACUGCAUCUCCAGGGAUAGCAUUAGCAGUGCCCUUACUCCAAAUAAAGUCUCAAAGUGUGAAAGAGAAAGUCCUCAUCUUUCUGUUGUGCCUCAGGUAGUAGAUUCUGGGCUGCUCUUCACAGCCGUUGAACACGAGAAGCUAAAUGCACCCUCAAAGUAUUCUACAAUCACAGAGAAUCGCCUUGAUUGUACCGUGAGAGACGCUGGCAGAGUGGAGGAGAUGAGAGACAGCGUUUCAGCCGCCAGUGGGAAACACUCGGGCAACGCCGCCGAACAAUCUUUAAACACAGAGUCUUCUUUAACCCCUGAUGGCCUUGGAAUACCAGUUGUACAAAUCGUCCACGAGGCGAAAUCGUACAGCGGCAGUAGCGGACAGCUCAGCGCCCAUUCCUCCAUCAAGAGCAUGCCCAGGAAGAGGACAAGGGCCCAGAGGCUCGAAUCCUCAUCGGAGUCAGAUUGCAGCGGAGAGGGAUUACCGACAUUGACUGAAAUUUUUGGAAUGUCAGCCCCUCCCUCUGCUGUUACCCAGGAUCAGGGAGACUCCGGUGAAGCUAACAACAGAUGUGGGGGCGUUAAAGCUGAUGCGGCGGAACACUUGAGCCGUCCACCUGCGUGCCCCAGCCCUGAAUGCAUUGACAGCAGCCAAGCGUCUGUGGACUUGUUUGGCACGCCAGAUGAAUGUGAUGUUCCAGUAAAUGACACCGGCGUUUCCAUGGAAUCGUCACAAUUUUCAAGCGAAGUCCUUGUCACACAGCAAAAGAUAGCAAUGCAGAAGGAGCUGGUGAGGUUGGAGAAGUUGAUGGCUCUGGUGUCAGAGGUGCUUCAGGAGAAAGAAGAAAGUCCCACCAAAGAAGUUCCCUCAGAAACAAAGCAGAGCAGCAAAACCACAGGCCCAGACACCCACAGACCCCUCCCGUGUGACCAGGGCACAGUCCAAGGAUCAGACCUCAAAGCUGUGCCUGAAGCAGAACGAGAGCCGAGCACAGGACCGUCUGAUGGCAAAGGGGCCCCCCAGCCCACCGCAGAGAUGUCCAUGCAGCGAUCCACGCACAAAGGAAACAAUGUAACAGGCACCGGAGCCUCCAAGACACUUAGUUCAAGUUCAGCAGUCAAAACUUUAAAGAAUGAUGGUUCACCAUCAGAUGCACAAGAAGACAAAGAAAAUAACACUCCUCUAAGAGAUAGAAGUAAAGCUAAGAUGGUGCUAGUGACAUCUGGGUUAGGCCCCAAUGAACAGAUAAUGGUGAAAAAGUUUGCCAAGCGAGUUGGUGUCCGUGUGGUUUCCCAGGUGACUCCAGAGGUGACCCAUAUUAUAAUGCACACAGAUGAACAACUGGUAUGUGAGCGCACGCUGAAGUAUUUCCUUGGCAUUGCAGGCAGGAAGUGGGUGGUGAGCUUCCAGUGGAUAUCAGAGUGCUUCAAACAAAAGAAGCUCUUAGAUGAGAGUCUCUAUGAAGUUAAAGGUGAUGUGGUGAAUGGGCCAAACCACCAGGGCCCCAUGAGAGCUCGCACCACUAAAGACAAUAACUUACUCAUGAAGGGCUACAAGAUCUGCUUCCAAGGGCCUUUUACAGACAUGACUACAGAUGAAAUGGAGUGGAUGGUGGAGCUCUGUGGAGCAGCUGUAGUCAAAGAUCCACUUCUCCUCGACAGUAAACAGAAGUCCCAUCAGCUGGUCAUUGUACAGCCUGGAUCAGAGUCGUCAUCAUCCACAUCCAGCAGUCUUUCUACACAAGCCACAGUUGUGACACGUGGUUGGCUGUUGGACACCGUGGCAACCUAUACCCUUCAAAACUACAAGAAAUACACAACAUGAGUAACCAAGUGCAUUAAAUCCACAGCCAUGCAUUGUCUUCCAUCUGUUUUUUUGAUUAGCUUAAAGCUGUUUGUAUUGUAUGUGCAUGGCAUGAUGUAUAUAAAGUUAACAGAAGAUGCUUGAA
Messenger RNA from Micropterus salmoides (largemouth bass), 4375 nucleotides. Its product is annotated as breast cancer type 1 susceptibility protein homolog. The record is from RefSeq and is a predicted model, not a curated record. The transcript is spliced from 21 exons. The coding region runs from base 52 to 4251 and encodes 1399 amino acids. Gene Ontology annotation, molecular function: metal ion binding; ubiquitin-protein transferase activity. Gene Ontology annotation, biological process: negative regulation of fatty acid biosynthetic process; positive regulation of transcription by RNA polymerase II; double-strand break repair via homologous recombination. Lineage: Eukaryota; Metazoa; Chordata; Actinopteri; Centrarchiformes; Centrarchidae. Gene Ontology annotation, cellular component: plasma membrane; BRCA1-A complex; BRCA1-BARD1 complex.